AUGGUGCUUUACGUUGUCGGCUUGGGUCUAGGAAAUGAAAAAGAUAUUACGGUUCGCGGUUUGGAGAUUGUCAAAUCUUGUGAUCACAUUUUUCUCGAAGCCUACACUUCGAUAUUAGGCGGCGUCCCAAAGGAACGUCUUGAAGAAUUCUAUGGCAAGCCCGUUACCAUCGCCGACCGUGGCAUGUGUGAGAACGACGCGGACGACUUGAUCAUUGAACCCGCCAAGGACAAGAAUGUCUCCUUUUUGGUAGUAGGGGAUCCUGUAUGCGCCACAACACACACGGAUUUGAUUCUGAGAGCGAGAGAAGUCGGCGUCAAGGUCGAAGUGGUACACAAUGCUAGCAUCAUGGGGGCGGCUGGGUCGUGUGGGUUGCAAUUGUACAAUUUUGGACAAACAGUGAGCAUUCCAUUCUUUCGGGAAAACUGGAGGCCUACUUCGUUUUAUCCCAAGAUCAAGUACAAUCGGCUGGGCGGUAUGCACACGUUGUGUCUGCUCGAUAUCAAGGUAAAAGAACCAGAUUUCGACGCCAUGAUGAAGGGAAAGACAAAAUUUCUUCCUCCCAGAUUCAUGUCGGUCAGUACGGCGGCAGAACAAUUGAUUGAAGCGGAAGAAACAACCGAGGAGGAAGCGUACAAUGUGGAAAGUACACUUUGCAUUGGAUUGGCACGAAUGGGACAAGAGACACAAAAGAUGGUGGCUGGAACUUUAAAAGAACUAUCACAGGUGGAUAUGGGCGAACCAUUGCACUCGCUCAUCAUCUGUGGGGAACUACACGACUUGGAGUUUGAAGUGGUCAAGGAAUUCUUAAUAGAAGGUUCCAGUUUCAGCAUGGAGAAACAAGAAUCCUAA
Messenger RNA from Cylindrotheca closterium, 852 nucleotides. NCBI's taxonomy places the organism in Eukaryota, Bacillariophyta, Bacillariophyceae, Bacillariales, Bacillariaceae. The record is from the annotation of a GenBank genome assembly.